UGUCAGUCCUCAUACAUCCGGGCUUAUCCGUUGCUACGAUAUAACCCUGUGCCGUGGCAGAUCUGGUCGUCUGUCAGGAGUAAUUUUUCAGAAUACCAGGAGAAGGGCACACCUAAGCCUCACAAUGGGAAACCUGCUGUUCUCCACAGGUCUCUUAAGGACUGAUGCAACCAAGUCGGAUCAAGUCAGCGGAGGAUGUUUUACAGCCAGAACGAUCUGCAGUGGUAUAACCUAUUACUACACUCCGUUCACUGGUGCUGGGUGUGAGGCAGAAUGUCCUGCCAAAGAUUUUCAAACCUCUGCAGCUUCCUGCCCCAUUUCACCCUCUGCAGAAGUCUCAUCUUCUACACUGGUCUCAGAUUCACCUUCAAACACAUCUGUCUCCUCCCAAAACCAAUCGUACUCUGCCUCCACCUCCCGUCCACUUCUUCUUUUCUUCUCCUGGCUUGGAGCCCAACCAGGGGGAGUGGCUAAGUACAGGGACCUUUAUCUGGACCGUGGCAUGGAUGUCCUCCUGGUUCAGAGUAGUGUAAUGCACUUCCUGUGGCCUCGAUGGGGGCUCAAGUAUGGACUGAAGGUUUUGAAAAUUCUGGAGGAGCCUCAGUUCACAGACAGGGUGGUGCUGGUUCAUGCUUCCUCCAUUGGUGGCUUCACAUUCACUCAAAUCCUCACCCACAUUGUUCAAGACCCGAAAAAACACGCAGGCCUGGCACAGAGGAUGAUAGGGCACGUCUAUGACAGCUUAGUGGUUGGCACUCUGGAGCACAUGGCGAUAGGCAUCGGCAAAACUCUGAUGCCACGUUUGGAGUGCUUCAUCAAAAACAUGGCCAUGCUGUACUUCUGGCUUUUCAAAACCCACACGGCAGACUUCUAUGAGACCAGCAUCCAAGUUUUCCACAACAGCCCAGUUACUGCUCCAGCUCUGUUCUUCUUCAGUGAAAAUGAUGCAAUGUGCAACACGGCAGUGCUGGAAAAGCUGAUUGACUUCUGGAGAAAGAGGGGAGUGACUGUGCACAGCAGAAAGUGGAAGAAGUCGAUCCACGCGGCCCACUUGCGAUGUCACCCAGAUGAUUAUCUCUCCACUCUGCAACACUUCUUGAACUCGCUACCCAUUUCCUCCUGCAAAAAAACAAUGUAAACAACUGAGAAAGUGAAGAUAUGUUAAACAUAAGAUGCAUUGUGAUUUGCAAGUGAAUGCACUUUGAUAUUUUUAUUUAUUUUUUUUUCUUUAUCAAUAUUAGUAGAGAAAAUAUUUUCUCCUUCUUUUAAAUAUUCUGUUUGAUUUUGUUGUUUGUUAUUUAAAACAUUAACUUAUGUUAUUUGCCCCUGAGUGCUUAUGUCCUGUAGCAUUUAUUUAAAAACCAAACUAAAAAGCUUUGGUUGAUAAACUGU
This is a messenger RNA of Archocentrus centrarchus (flier cichlid), 1392 nucleotides long. RefSeq lists its product as uncharacterized. Bases 125 to 1138 code for a protein of 337 amino acids. Lineage: Eukaryota; Metazoa; Chordata; Actinopteri; Cichliformes; Cichlidae. The transcript is spliced from 3 exons. Gene Ontology annotation, molecular function: serine hydrolase activity. The record is from RefSeq and is a predicted model, not a curated record.